Trichophyton verrucosum HKI 0517 is the source of this 1527-nucleotide messenger RNA. RefSeq lists its product as uncharacterized. Gene Ontology annotation, cellular component: clathrin-coated vesicle. Gene Ontology annotation, biological process: clathrin coat assembly. NCBI's taxonomy places the organism in Eukaryota, Fungi, Ascomycota, Eurotiomycetes, Onygenales, Arthrodermataceae. The record is from RefSeq and is a predicted model, not a curated record. The transcript is spliced from 3 exons. Gene Ontology annotation, molecular function: clathrin binding; 1-phosphatidylinositol binding. The coding region runs from base 1 to 1527 and encodes 508 amino acids.
AUGGCUAUAAUAGCACAGUUCCAGGGAGCGAACAUAUGGAGAUACUCGGAGUAUCUAAUCGCACGGUCUCUGGCCUUCUCAGAGACAAAGACGGAUUAUGUUCGCAAUGGACAAGGCAGACUGAAAUCAUUAACUGUCUCAAAGGGUCUAUUGCGAGAAACAGAGAUUGUUCAGAAGCAAAUUAAGGCUCUUUUGAAAUGUGAUGUGCGCAUAUACCAUCUUGCGUUUCUCCUGAGUGAUGAACCCGAUAAUGAAAUCACUUUAACUGGCUUCCGGCUGGUGACGCUUGAUCUGUUGACGCUUUACUCUGUUAUGAAUGAGGGUGUCAUCAAUGUCCUGGGUUGGUGGCUCUCUGCCCCUUUUGGCAUCGCCCUAACGGACGACGUUGUUGCAUUUUUACGAGUUGCCAGACAGUACGAACAUGCUACUCGACUUGAGAUACCCAAUUUAAAGCAUGCAUCUACGGAUUUGGCGAAGUUGCUAGAAGAUGACCUGCAUGACCCCGAUUUUGCAAUCCGCCGGAAGGAAUACCGUGAACAGAAGUUUGGAAAAUCCAAAGGUGAAAGUAGCUCAGCGUCAAAAGCUGCAAAAGCACAACCCUCGUCCAAGGCGAACAAUAGCACGUCUUCUAAAGACGUACCAAGUUCUGGUACUAAAGCUCCAGCUGCGGAUCUAAUCGACUUCUUUGGGUCCAUUGAAGAAAAUCAACCACCAGCGAAUCAACAGCUACCACCACAACAACCACAGCAGCAGAAUAUGCCAAUGCAAUUCCAACAAACAGGUUUCCAGCAGCAGCCGGUACCAGCCGAGUUCCUACAGAAUCAAACGGGAUUUGCCCCCAAUCCAAUGGGACAAAACAUCAACCCGUUCGGCCAGUACGAUACACAAAUGCAACAACAGCAACAGCAACAACCUCCAGCGGCCCAGCCACUACAAGCUUCUCACACAGGCGCCGGAUUCGGAGGUUACACCCCACAGCCUUUCCAGAGUCCAAGUCCACUUUCUGCUAUUCCACAGAACGGGGCUGUUCCCUUCCAGCGACCCAUGACAGCGGGUGCCACACCACGAGCCAACAACCCUUUCCGACAGUCUAUGCUUCCCACCGCAGACAAUUUAUCAUCCCCCCAGUUACAGUCUCCUUCAACAUUGGCUAUGAAGCGACAAUCUACCAACCCGUUUGCCAAACAACCUCCUGCCAUCCCUCCACAGUACCAAAUUCCCAACCCCAACCAAUAUCCCAUGCCAUCAUCAUCUCCACCCCCUUCACAACAACAGCCUCAGCCCCUUCAGCCUCAGCGAAUAGGAACAAACCCGUUUGCGCGGCCUCAGCCACAACAAAGCCAGGAAGCACUGCCGGCCCAACGUCUACAGCCAAACCCAACUGGCAGCACAAACCCUUUCCGCCAAAGUGCUUUUAUAAACCAAGCCACGGGUCAAGGAUGGCAGAACGUUCCGCAAGGAACAAUGGGCGGACUAGAGAAGCUAGAAACCAUCCCUGUGUUCCCUCGGCCAGGUCAAAUGGCAUAG